AUGACGGUGGACGAGCAUAACGAGCCAUCCGACGAUGCUCAAAUGUUAGCUGAACUCCAGAAGCAAGUUGACGGCAUGCAGAGCCAAAUAACCGAGAUGAACCGAACUCGGGAGCUGGAGCAAAGCACCGAGAUGCUCAGCCAGUUGCAGUCAGAGAAUACGGUCCUCCAGGAUCAAAACCAAGCCCGCAUCAUGGCAGGCAACAAGAAGCGUCAUUUCAACACCCAGGCAGGCGUAGCCGGGGCAACGCGUGAAGGGGCCGAGAAUCCUCAAGUCCACAACCUGGAGGAGAGUGAUUCCGAGCCAGAAUCUGAUAAGGAGACACCUGAAAAAAUAUCAGCGACGGAGUCCUCUAUGACUGCCUAUCUCGAGAAGAUGUUCUCCAAGAGAUUUGACGCCAUACAGUCCAUGGUUGAACGCCUACCAGGAGUAGCUCCCCCAAUCCGAAGGAGUAACCCAGACUCCUACGCAGAUACCCUUUUCGUGGAAGGAAUCGCCUUGGUCAAGAUGCCUAGGAAGUUUUCCUUCCCCAGCAUAAAGAUGUACGAUGGCACGGGCGACCCCGACGAUCUUAUCGCUCAAUACAAGCAACAGAUGCUCGCGGUUGCGCUUCCAAAAGAAUCCCGCGAGGCUACAAUGUGCAAAGGCUUUGGCUCCACUCUGAUAGGACCUGCCCUAGAAUGGUACAUCAACCUACCCACCAGGUCCAUACACUCUUUUGGGAGCCUCAGCGACAAACUUGUGGAGCAAUUCGCAAGUAGUAGGAGCCUGGAGAAGACAUCAGACGGUCUCUACGAGAUUCUUCAGCAUCGGGUAGAACCCCUGCGAGAUUACAUAGCCCGCUUACACCAAGAAAAGGUGGCAUUUCCCGAGUGCAGCAUUCUUACCGCGAUCUCUGCCUUCAAAAGGGGCCGGCUUCCAGACGGGGGCCUCUACAAAGAACUUACCAUGUAUCCCUACAAGACCAUGGAAGACGUGUUAUCCCGAGCCUGGGCGCAAGUGAAGUGGGAAGAAGACGUCGCUAGCCGUGCUAAGGCCCAGCCGAAGCAGGACCAAAAGUUGGCCCGAUCGGAUCAAGGAAAUCGGGAUGAAAGUUCCUCCCAAAGAGCGAUGAGCCUGGGCGCAAGUGAAGUGGGAAGAAGACGUCGCUAG
This is a messenger RNA of Brassica oleracea var. oleracea, 1152 nucleotides long. RefSeq lists its product as uncharacterized. Lineage: Eukaryota; Viridiplantae; Streptophyta; Magnoliopsida; Brassicales; Brassicaceae. The record is from RefSeq and is a predicted model, not a curated record. The coding region runs from base 1 to 1152 and encodes 383 amino acids. The transcript has 3 exons.